Girardinichthys multiradiatus is the source of this 2926-nucleotide messenger RNA. RefSeq names its product homer protein homolog 3-like. Gene Ontology annotation, molecular function: G protein-coupled glutamate receptor binding. Gene Ontology annotation, cellular component: dendrite; postsynaptic density; cytoplasm. The record is from RefSeq and is a predicted model, not a curated record. The coding region runs from base 532 to 1623 and encodes 363 amino acids. Gene Ontology annotation, biological process: regulation of store-operated calcium entry; G protein-coupled glutamate receptor signaling pathway. Lineage: Eukaryota; Metazoa; Chordata; Actinopteri; Cyprinodontiformes; Goodeidae. The transcript has 11 exons.
CGCGGCGGUGAUUCGUUAAAACCUUCAAACUAAGCCUGGCGACUCCACGGGGGCGCGCAGCGCCGGUCGCAGGCAGGUUGACACACUUUCCUGUUCCACUGCCUGUCACAUGCAGCUGGAGCGGCUGUGGUCCGGACGCCGCACGGCCAUCAGGUGCUCCACAGGAGGCUGGAUGCAGAGCUGAAAACUGCUGCAGGAAACCUGAGAGCUCUGGUUACCAGGACGGAAUUAGAAAGAGGAAAAACAGUGAGCGGAUGCGUGUUGUUUGACCUGAGCAGAGCUGAUCCGGUGUGCGGUCCUUGUAGUCACUGAGGUCAGCUGCAGUCUCCUGUGGGCUGGAGCCCGAGCGCGGACAGCGGGUACUGCGGCUGUAGACUGAGAGCAGCGUGCGCUGAAGCUUCCCCUCCGAGAAUAAAGCGGGAUUAAAGUAUCUGGUGGUUUGGACUGAGGCAGCAGCGGCUGUAGUUGUUGAUAACAUUCAACAAGCUUUCAAAAACGAAAUGGGCAAAGGAGUCCCGGUCACCUUAUAAGAUGUUUCUUCACCACAGAGAAAGGGAGCAGCCGAUAUUCAGCACCCGUGCCCAUGUUUUCCAGAUUGACCCCACCACCAAGAGGAACUGGAUACCUGCUAGCAAGCAUGCUGUCACAGUGUCCUUCUUCUACGAUGCCAACCGCAAUGCCUACCGUAUUAUUAGUUUGGGUGGAACCAAAGCAAUUAUUAACUGCACUGUUACACCAAGCAUGACAUUUACUAAGACAUCUCAGAAGUUUGGCCAAUGGGCCGACAGCAGAGCCAACACCGUCUAUGGACUGGGUUUUGCCACUGAACAGCAGUUGCAUCAGUUUUCAGAGAAAUUCAAGGAAGUUAAAGAUGCUGCUCGUUUGGCCCGAGAGAAAUCUCAGGACAAAGAACUAGCCAACACUGCACUCACGAUUGCUGCCCCUCAGUUCUCACAGGACCUCUCGGAUGAACUCCAGUCUCCUCCAUUGAUGUGUGUGAAUGGGCCAGAGGACAAGUUGUUUCGCAGCCAGAGUGCAGAUAUCACCCUGGCCUCUGAGAAGGAGAGGAUUAAGAAGAUGCUCUCUGAAGGAUCUAUUUGUGAGAUUAACCUCGAAGCUGAGCUUUUCACUCUACAGGACAGCAACUCCAAGUUGGUGGCGGCUUUGCAUGAGGCUAAUGCUAAUGUGGAGCAAUGGAAGAAACAGCUGGCUGCAUAUCAGGGGGAGACUGAAAGGCUUAGAGAACAGGUGGCUGAACUGGAAACCCAUGGAGGUCAGGGACCCAGUGACUUGCUGAAGGAUGAACUUACCCAGUCACUGGAGGAGCUGGAGGCCUUACUGAAGGCCAAAGAUGAGGAGAUUCACAUAUUACAAUGUAAGAAGGCAGAGUAUCAUGAGAUGGAAAAUGAGCGGGAUGAAGCCAUUCUCAGAUUAAGGGAAAUGGAGAUGCGAAGCUCAGAGUUGGAGCGGCGCAUCCAGAACACAGAGCAGAACCUAAGUAAUUCCCUGGAGGAUCGGGAUCGUAUGGAUGCUGAGAUCCAGAGGGCCAUAGAAAUACUGGACAUUAAGAUCUUUGAUCUCAAUGAUCUUCGGCAGAGCCUUGUUAAACUUCUUGACAAAUAAGAAGGGCUUAGGAAAGACAUCAACAUGGAAACAACUGAGAGAAUAGGAACAUCUAACAGGGUUGCAUUUCCUACAGUCAUGGCAACAAGCAAAGUGAAAAGGGUUGAGCUGAUCCCUGUGCUUCAGAGCACAUGGAUCACUGUGGGAAAGUGAGAGUCACUCCACAUCUGUGUUAACCCAGUGGCUGUCAUUUAUUCAACAACAACAUCAACAACAAGUAGAGGCCUAAGAAAAAACAUAUGCUUCUAAGAUCUAAUGUAUGGUUUCAUCAAUGCAAUAAUCCAACUUUAAAUAAGUGCUUUACAAUGAUAGAAUUUUACUGGUGCUUGUGUUUUUCUGUACGACUUUUGUAAAAAAUAAAUAAAUAAAAAAGAUGGCAAAGCAGUGACAGAAUAAAUAUUAGGCUCUUUUGUUCUUUAGAACAUUUUCAGACUAUAGGAACAGGAAAAGGAGCAAAAUGCUCAGAUUUUUUUUUUGCUCUUUAUUUCUUAAAAUAAAGAGCAAAAGAAAAUCUUAGACUUGCCUAUUUACGAUUUAUUAAAUAACUCAAGUUACAUAGAUAAUCUUGUAGUUAAACAUGUCCAAUAUACUGGGAAUUCAUUGAACUGUAGCUUCAGUUUUCUAUGUAAAUGAUGGAUGUUUUUCAACACUAAAGAAAGAAAAUAGAUUGUAGUAUUAUUUGAUGGAUGGAAAUGCAAGAUUUUGCCACCAAAAAUAAUUAAGACCCUUCAGCAGCUUGUUUAUAAUUGCAUCCUUAUUAAGGUUAAUGACAGCUUUAAUUAAUAAGUCAGAGUAACUAAAGACUGUGUUAAUAUAGAGAAUUUAAGCAAAAAAUAAAACAGGAUAAAUAAGAAUGUGACUUAAAAGCUCAACACAAUCAUAUUUAUUAUUUUACUGGCUUUAGGAAUGGCCCAUUUUGAGCAUUAUUUUCUGUGCGUUAUCCUAAAACUUAACUAUACUAACCUUUAGGUUAAGGCUUGUCAUUUCAAUGAACAUAUGAAAUUUUAAAGUUUGAGUUUUUGGCCUUUAAUAUUUCAUUUAUGUUCCUCAUUUCUCUUAUUUAUUUCACUUUGACUUGUGAGCCAGGAGCAUUUCAGAGUUUGUCUGUGCUGUAAGAAUAAGUCAGUUAUAUGUUAUGUUUAAUUUGUAGAAUUGUUACUCAGACUUUAUCAUUUAAAAUGGUCUUGUUUGCAUGAUUUUUCUUCAAGCCUUACUGAUCACCUUUUAGAAUGGUAGUGAGGAGAUUCAACAGCAUUGUCCUAAACUCUGAGUUAUCAGGGUGGAAAUAAAAGCUAAAAUACUU